Penaeus monodon (black tiger shrimp) is the source of this 333-nucleotide messenger RNA. RefSeq names its product chorion peroxidase-like. The annotation marks the transcript as partial. Gene Ontology annotation, molecular function: peroxidase activity; heme binding. Lineage: Eukaryota; Metazoa; Arthropoda; Malacostraca; Decapoda; Penaeidae. The transcript has 3 exons. Gene Ontology annotation, biological process: response to oxidative stress. The record is from RefSeq and is a predicted model, not a curated record.
CUUCGUAGCGGCAUCUCCGAGCGGCCCGUGUCAGGUGGCCUCCUUGGAUGGACGUUCCUGUGCGUGGUGGGCGACCAGUUCGCCAGACUGAAGAAGGGAGACCGAUUCUUCUACGACCUUGGAGGCCAGCCUGGCUCUUUCACUGAGGCUCAACUUCAAGAGAUUCGCCGUAGUUCUUGGGCAAGAAUCAUCUGUGACAACUCUGACAACAUCCAGGCCGUCCAGGCCGCUUGCCUUCAUGCUCACCACAUGCGCUUCAACCAGCCCAUCGCAUGCGACAACCCUGUUAUCCCUAGGCCUAACCUCGAGGCAUGGCGUGGGGAAGUGCCUUAG